Molecule: messenger RNA, 948 nt
Organism: Purpureocillium lilacinum
Lineage: Eukaryota; Fungi; Ascomycota; Sordariomycetes; Hypocreales; Ophiocordycipitaceae
Source: RefSeq, a predicted model, not a curated record
AUGGACAAUCUGCUCUCCUCCAUCUUUCCUUAUGUUGACCAUGGCUUCGACCUUCCCGAACCGGUGCGAAUAGCGAUUUUGGACUCUGGACUUGACCCUGAAAACCCAUUCCUGGUUGAGGACCAACAACUAGCCAACCCACGGAUUAAGGAAGCGCGAAGCUUUGUACAUGGAACAGGACCGAGCGACAUUCGAGACGAGAUCGGACACGGCACUCAUGCUCUUGGUCUCCUUCUUAAAGUUGCCCCAUGCGCUGAGAUCUAUGUUGCCAGAAUUGCGCGACGAGAAACUCUGGAUCCCAGUACCUACGAUGACAUUGCCAAGGCCAUCGAUCACGCAGUUGAACAAUGGAAAGUGGACAUUAUUUCAAUGUCAUUCGGGAUUCGUGAAUAUCACGAGCUCAUGAGCACAGCUAUAUCUAAUGCACUAAACAAGCGGACGUUGUUGUUCGCGGCAGCAUCGAAUGAUGGAGCAAAUCUUGGCAGAGCUUUUCCAGCUCAAUACCCCAGCGUCUUUUGUAUACACUCAACCGAUGGAAACGGCAAUCCCUCCAAUUUCAACCCUACAGCAAGCGAAACGGACGUCAACUUCAGUCUUCUUGGGGAGCAUGUCUCUUCUCACUGGCCGGCUGGCAUGAACGGACACGAUCAGACUGUCAAUGUUAUGUCAGGAACGUCGGUCGCAACGCCGAUCGCCGCUGGCCUGGCCGCGUCGGUCCUGUCUUUUGUCCGGCAGCAGGAUCAGCACAUCGCUGUAGAAAGUGAAAGGCUUGGACCGUGGCUGAAAAGGGACAAUUCCAUGGAUGCGGUCUUCAAGAGUAUGGUCAGAGGGAGGCGGGGGGUGGGCUACGACUACAUCACGCCUCAUGUGCUCUUCGAUAGCGGUUCGACAAGGGAGGAUGUUUACGGAAGAAUCAAGGAUAUCAAAAGGAACAUGUACAAAUACUAG